Molecule: messenger RNA, 1505 nt
Organism: Vigna unguiculata (cowpea)
Lineage: Eukaryota; Viridiplantae; Streptophyta; Magnoliopsida; Fabales; Fabaceae
Product: aspartic proteinase CDR1 pseudogene
Source: RefSeq, a predicted model, not a curated record
CAAACAUGACAUUUCAAUCAAUCCGCGUCCAUCAAUUUCAAUUGUUGUCAAAUUUGUUCUCACACACACUUCUACAAACGUUGAAAAUAUCACUAGAAUCUUAUAAAUUGUCACUGGGAAUGUGCUAAUAGUUACAAAUUUGAAGACUUUGAUGAUAACAACAAUGUCACAUUCCUCAACCCUAGUUCUUCUUCUUCUUCUGUCUCUUCACAGCAUCACUUUCUCAGAGGCUCUCAAAGGAGGGUUCAGUGUGGAAAUCAUCCACCGUGACUCAUCAAAAUCACCCUUUUACAGUUCCACAGAGACCCAAUUCCAACGAGUCGCUAAUGCAGUGCGUCGUUCCAUUAAUCGUGCCAAUCAUUUCAACAAGAACACACCUAAGACCAAUUUAACACAAAACGAUGGUGAGUACCUUCUGAGCUAUUCAAUCGGAACACCACCGUUUCAUGUUUAUGGGAUUGCUGAUACAGGAAGUGACAUGAUUUGGUUGCAGUGUAAACCUUGUAAAACCUGUUACAACCAAACCACACCAAUGUUUGAUCCUUCAAAAUCCAGCACAUACACAACCCUUCCUUACUCUUCCAAAACAUGUAAAUCAGUGCAAGAUACCUCUGCAGGUGGAGACAAUUGUGAAUAUACCAUUUCCUAUGGUGAUGGGUCACUGUCACAAGGGGAUCUUAGUGUGGAGACCCUCACUUUAGACUCCACCAAUGGCUCUUCAAUCCAAUUUCCCAGAACUGUGAUAGGAUGUGGAAGAAACAACACUGUGUCCUUUGAGGGAAAGGGCUCUGGUGUAGUUGGCCUUGGGAGAGGACCUGUGUCCUUUAUAUCUCAAUUGGGUUCUUCAAUUGGUGGAAAAUUUUCCUACUGUUUGGCACCAAUGACUAAUGCUUCUAGCAGACUCAAUUUUGGAGAUGCUGCAGUGGUUUCUGGGAAAGGGACUGUGUCAACUCCAAUACUCUCACUUGGACCAGUAUUUUACUACCUAACAUUGGAAGCAUUCAGUGUGGGAAACAAGAGAAUAGGGUUUGGAAGAUCUGAAUCUGAAUCUGAAUCUGAUGGAGAGGGAAACAUCAUAAUUGACUCAGGUACAACACUCACUCUUUUGCCAGAAAAUGUUUACUCAAAGUUGGAAUCAGCAGUGGCAGAUGCAAUUGAAUUGGAUCGUGUGAAGGAUCCAACUAAGCAGUUGAGCCUCUGCUAUGAAAGCAGUUUUGGUGAUCUGAAUGCACCAGUGAUUAUGGCACAUUUUAGAGGUGCAGAUGUGAAGUUGAAUGCUGUGAACACAUUUGUUGAAGUGGAAGAAGGAGUAGUGUGCUUGGCUUUCAUGUCAAGUAAACUUGGUGCCAUCUUUGGGAAUUUGGCUCAGAUAAACCUUUUGGUUGGCUAUGACCUAGAAAAGAAAAUAGUCUCCUUCAAACCCAAAGACUGUACUAACCAGUGAUUGUUAUUAUUGCUUGUUUUACUCAGUGGAUUAAAAAUAAAACAUAUAUAUAUUUUUUAGC